AUGAGCAUCGAGCACAGGCGCUCCUGCACCGGCUCCGCGCCCCACGUCACCAAGCGGCUCUGCGCCACCAUCGUACUCCUCAUCGGCAUCAUUUGCAUAUUUGGAGGCUAUUUGUUAGGUCGAAUGGCUCGGAACGAGGUGAAGCGAACCAACGACAUUAUAUCCAUCAAUCUGACGAUAGCCGCAGAGAACCUGUUUAGAAAAUCAAAACGAAUAUCGCCUAAAGCGGUCCACCAUAAUGACUCGGAAAAGGUGGCGGCAAAAAUAUUGGAGGCAUUUCGCUGCAGUCAAGCCGAAUGUGGCACCAUGACCAGUUACAACGUCGCCGAAUUAGUUAAGAACUGUAUAAGUAACGAAGUAACCAAAUUAAUCAGAUCUAUUAAUAAUGCAUCGCUGUAUUUAGACUCUCUUAGA
Iphiclides podalirius (scarce swallowtail) is the source of this 414-nucleotide messenger RNA. The record is from the annotation of a GenBank genome assembly. Lineage: Eukaryota; Metazoa; Arthropoda; Insecta; Lepidoptera; Papilionidae.